GUGGACGCCCAAAAUCUGCUAUUUGGGAUGAUUUUGAUUUAGGUGAAUCAGAUGGCAAAGGCCAUUAUGGAGCAAAAUAUCGAUACUGUACUCAGGGACGUUGGAGAUGUGGAAAGCUUUCAAAUAUGGAAGCUCAUCUAGCACUAUACUGUAAAGGCGAAGUUCCUGAAGAAAUAAGACAUAAUUGGUUAGUUCAAGUAGCAAGGCGAAAUGAUAAAACAGAUAUUGAAACUAGUGAUAAUGAAAGCAUAUCCUCCAUCUCAUCAAAAAAAUUUAACACUAAAAUUUCCAGAUCUACAUUAAAUAAGAAAUACAACGAAAUUAAUAAAACAUUAAUUAAAACCUUUGUUUGCUGUGGAAUUACAUUUGCUAUAAUUGAUAAUCUAUUUUUUCGAAAUCUUCUUAUGUUACUUGAACCAGGAUAUAACCCUCCUAGAAGAAUUAUCUUAGUGGAACAUGUACUUGAUGAAGAAGCUGCACGUGUAAAAGUAAAAAUUGAUAAUAUACUUGAAAAAGAAGAAAAUCUAACAUUAGGUGAUUUACGGAAUAGUGCAUUAGAUAAAACAAUAUACACGAUCUUAAGAAAUAAUGAUGUAGUAUUAGAACAAGUUAAAAAUCCUUUGCAACCAUCUAAUAGUAAAAAACUUGAAAUUGCAUCAAUUGUUGAUUUGUCUGAAAUUAUUUUUGGUGGACAAGGUAAUGUUAAGGAAACAUUCACAACAAUGCGAAGAAUUAGUAAUAUGGAUUUUGAUCCUGCUUCUGUUGUGGAGAGUGAAUUACG
Messenger RNA from Racocetra fulgida, 781 nucleotides. NCBI's taxonomy places the organism in Eukaryota, Fungi, Glomeromycota, Glomeromycetes, Diversisporales, Gigasporaceae. The record is from the annotation of a GenBank genome assembly.